AUGGCCGAGGACGGCAGCAACACCUUGGCGCCGCCUCCGUCAGACGGCGACGAGCACAACAAGCAAGUCCGCUUCUCAGACAUGCUUGAGGAGUACGAGCCCUCUGAUCUCGGCCGCAAGGGUCCCCGUGCCCCGGCUGCAACCACCUCCUCACCACAACAGGUCAAACCCGCCGCCGAGGCGACCGCAUCGGCUCUGGUGGGCCGUCUCAACUUGGCCGCCAUCAUCUCCAGCCUCCCAGCAGACAUGAGCGGUGGCGGCGGCGGUGGAAAAAUCAGCGAAGAGGACGCCAGUGGUACCAACGCAUCGGAUCUGCCGCCCACGCAUGAUGAGGAGCAUCUUUCGGUUGCUGCCACGACCACACCCAGCAACCAUACGAAGGCUGGUGACGCCGUCGAAACAGAUGGAACAGCCCUGCCCAUUGUCACCACAUCCUCGCAGGACCCUCACGAAGGCAUCCAGGCACCCAGUGAACCUGCAUCGACUUCCGCUCCGCUGCCGCAACAGCAGCAACCCGUAACAGCAUCGUCAGCACCGCCACCGGAAGAACAAGCUCCGCCCACGACAAUGACUGCAAAUGCUGAAGCGGCGACUGCCUCACAAGAGCCAGACAUGAGCGAGAGGGAGAGUGUUGUCAUCGCACGUGGCGGCAAGAUUGAAGUCGUUGAUGCCGAUGCCGUAACAGUCCACCCAGAACUGCGCUUUGAAGACCAUGAAGAGGACGCAGACGAUAGUGCGCCCCUUACUCGCGCUGCACGAGCGCCCCCUCGUCCAUUGCGGGCUCAAUCAGCUCGACCCCAUCGUUCAAGGCCCACCCCGGCACAAACGUCAGACCGGCCACGACCGGCCUCAGCCGCCCAGCCCCGUUCCCACACGCGCAUUGCGCACACAGCCAGCUUCACGGGCCCUGGCAAGGGCUUACAUCGCUUUGCCAGUGAAGAAGCUCGUGACGCUUUUGAGGCCUGGUAUGCGCGCAAGCAACGUUCGAUGCGAGACACUCUUCGCGCCAACUCUAGCAGUGACCCAGAGGCUGAGAGGCAACGUCAAUUAGAAUCUCAGCGCAGCUUUGAGGCUUGGCGCCGGCGCAAGGACGAAGAGGAGCGAGAGGAGCGUCGGCGGCAGCGCCAGCGAGAAGAUCGGCGCAAUCCAGCACACUCACGUGCUGCCAGUGCGAGCACACAACAGGCGAACAGGGCGUACCACGAAUGGCUGCAACGGAAGCGCUCCGAGACCAAACAGGCACAAUUAGAGCAACAAAUCCGGCAGCAGCUUUUGGAUGAAUCCCAAGACCUCUUGACCGAACGUGAAACCUUGGUCCAGUCGGCUGUACAAGACUGGCUCUCGCGCAAGCGCUAUCAAGAGCAGCUGGAGAAGGAGCAAUUGAAGGAGCGAUUGCGCGAGGAACGUCGCGAGAUGCAGCGGAUCAAACAGUCGUUGGCACGCACAUGGACCACACCUUCGCGUGGUGAAUCGCGCACCAGCACGACCUUUGAUGCUUCUUUUCGCCUCCAGCAACGUGAUGAACGGAUACGGUCCCAUCGCAAUCCGUCGCUGUCGUCGUCCCCAAAAUCAUUCAAACCGAACCGCCUCAAGACCAUGUAG
This is a messenger RNA of Monosiga brevicollis MX1, 1602 nucleotides long. RefSeq lists its product as uncharacterized. Lineage: Eukaryota; Choanoflagellata; Craspedida; Salpingoecidae. The transcript has 4 exons. The record is from RefSeq and is a predicted model, not a curated record. Bases 1 to 1602 code for a protein of 533 amino acids.